AAAGUUGCCACAAAACUGCACUUCAGCAUGCUCACUCGCCUGUUAUUAUCGAUGGCCGCCGUCGUGUCGUCGGCGGCGGACGAGUGCUCCGCUCCCGCCGGCCAGCUCGCGGGCCGUCUCGUCGUGAUCACCGGUGCCUCGCGUGGCGUCGGCGCCGAGCUCGCGAGAACCUUUGCGAGCGAGGGCGCCAUGGUCGUCGUGAACUACUUUCAGAGCAAGGAAAAGGCCGAAACCGUGGUCGCCGAGAUCGGCGAGCAGGCGUUGGCGGUCUACGGAGAUGUAAGAGUGAAAGCGGACAUGGAUGCAUUGGUAGCGACGGCCGAGGCCCACUUCGGCGCCAAGGUCUCGGUCCUCGUCAACAACGCGCUGCAAUCAUAUAAGUUCGACCCGACGUCCGCGUCGGCCUCGCUCAAAACGGUGUCGUGGGAGAGCAUCGACGCGCAGAUGCGAGGCACUGUGCAGGGCGCCGUCAACGCCGCGCAGGCGUGCCUGCCGUCGUUCGAGGCCACCAAGUACGGCAAGAUUGUUAACGUCGGCACGAACCUGGUUUAUAAUCCCGUCGUGACGUACUAGCUGCGUUGAAAUCAACCAGUGAGUUAGGUUGACGGAGACAGCAUCGACGCGCGUGGGGCCCCGAAAUUUGAUUUCCACACAGGUACUACGACUACUCCGCAGCGAAGGCCGCGCUCGUGAGUGUAACACGCAAUCUGGCCGCCGAGCUCGGCCCGCUCGGCGUGCGCGUCAACCUCGUUGCGGGCGGGCUGCUCGAGCGCACGGACGCGUCGUCGCUAACGACGGACGAGGUCUUCGGCUACGUCGCCGGAGCGACGCCCCUCCGCAAGACGACGACCGUCGAAGACUUCGCGACGGCGUGCGUCUUCUUCGCGGCGCCGGCGUCCGACGCCGUCACGGGCCAGAGCCUCUCCGUCGACGGCGGGCUGACGAUGCCGUGA
Pelagomonas calceolata is the source of this 953-nucleotide messenger RNA. Lineage: Eukaryota; Pelagophyceae; Pelagomonadales; Pelagomonadaceae. The record is from the annotation of a GenBank genome assembly.